Messenger RNA from Dracunculus medinensis (Guinea worm), 639 nucleotides. Lineage: Eukaryota; Metazoa; Nematoda; Chromadorea; Rhabditida; Dracunculidae. The record is from the annotation of a GenBank genome assembly.
AUGGCGCAUUCUAUUCCUCCAGGCGAUAUUCUUACGCAGCCUACUACAAAAAUAGUUUUUAAUGCCCCAUUCGAUGAUAAACAUACCUAUUAUAUCAAGAUCAUGAAUGGUGGGGGUCGCCGUAUCGGGUGGCUGAUCAAGACAACGAAUAUGAAGCGAUUAAAUGUCGAUCCACCAUGUGGAAUUUUGGAACCAAAAGAAAAUGUCAUCAUGGCUGUUUCUUGUGAGCCGUUCAAUGCAGCAUGUUCAACUGUGAUGGCACAGACCAUUCCUCCGGGAGAUAUUAUUACGCAGCCAGCGGCAAAAAUUGUAUUCAAUGCUCCAUUUGACGACAAACAUACAUAUCAUAUUAAGAUCAUAAAUACUGGAAGUCGUCGUGUUGGCUGGAUUAUGAAGACAACAAAUGUGAAACGGUUGAGCGUUGAUCCACCUUGUGGAAUUUUGGAAGCGAAAGAAACUAUUAUCAUGGCAGUCUCCUGUGACCCAUUCAAUGCUGCCACUGAAAAUCUAACCAACGAUCGCAUUACAAUCGAAUGGGCAAAUGCACCAGAAGAUGGAUCCAAAAAGUUUCAUCGUGAAUGGUUCCAAGGCGACAUUAUGAUCCGUCGCAGAAAUCUACCAAUUGAAUAUAAUGUCUAA